Messenger RNA from Cooperia oncophora, 357 nucleotides. The record is from the annotation of a GenBank genome assembly. Lineage: Eukaryota; Metazoa; Nematoda; Chromadorea; Rhabditida; Trichostrongylidae.
AUGGGGGCCGGAACAGAGGACGAGAAACCUUCUGAGCUUCUUCUUAAAUGCCUCGACAAUGGUCGAGUCGACGUCCUCUGCUCCAUUCUUUCACAAAUAAAAAACAAACCGGAUUUCCAUGAUCAAGUCGAUGUAUUGUGUUGUGAUGAAGGAACGCUACUUCAUCGUGCCGUUGGAUUGGAUUCUGCUGAUUUUGUGAGUGCUCUUCUGUCGAACGGGACAAAUCCUUGUGUGCAGAAUGAGGAGGGAGAACACCUUAUCAAAUGUGCAAGUCGGACGUUGUGCGUAAUGCGUUUGUUCAAGAACGCACUUUCGUGCAUCAACGUUAAUCAAAGUGAGUUGUUUUUAGCGGCGUAA